AUGUCAUUUGAUCCUGAAGAUAAAGCUCCGUCUUCUCCCAAGUCAGAGCGACCUUUACUUAAUCCGCUGCCGGCGCCGCAGAGCGUGGCGGCGUUUAUGAUGGAUGUGGAUUUGGAAUUGGAUCUCGAAUCUUCUUGGUCUUCCGACCAGAUCUUUACGAAUCUUAUGUCGCCGUUUCAGCUAUCGAAUUCGGAGCAGCCGUGUUCGCCUCUAUGGGCUUUCAACGAUGAGAAUAACGAUUGUAAACCGGCUGGAAAUUCCGUCCCCGGUGGAGGUUUCCGCCUCUCCAACUGCUCCAGGCAUGCGACUAAUCCUGAGUCAAUAACCGACAAUGGAGUGGAAAAUGAUGAUAAAAGAAAACUGCCUUCACCACUUCUUGGAUUGAGACCAAUUGAUAAUCCAGAUGAGUCUUGUAUAAUCAAGGAGAGGAUGACUCAAGCUCUUCGAUACUUCAAAGAUUUGACAGGAGAGCAUGUAUUGGCUCAGGUUUGGGCACCUGUGAAGAAUGGUGGUAGGUAUGUGCUGACUACUUCGGGGCAGCCCUUUGUUCUUGACUCGGAUAGUAAUGGACUUCAUCAGUAUAGGCUAGUUUCUCUGAUGUAUAUGUUUUCUGUGGAUGGAGAGACUGACGGAGCCCUUGGACUACCGGGUCGAGUGUUUUGGCAAAGGUAUGAAGAAUCAUGGAGCUCUUUUGAGAGUGCUAUAGCAAAACUUAGGGCUAAUGGCUUUGCGCUCAUGGCAUCAGCACGAGUCAUGAGAGAUGCUGCUGCUAAUAACUUGGCAUCAGAUACUGCCAUGAAUGCAUCUGAAUUCUCAUUAGGACCCUAUUGGGAAUUGUAA
Fraxinus pennsylvanica is the source of this 840-nucleotide messenger RNA. The record is from the annotation of a GenBank genome assembly. NCBI's taxonomy places the organism in Eukaryota, Viridiplantae, Streptophyta, Magnoliopsida, Lamiales, Oleaceae.